Molecule: messenger RNA, 1981 nt
Organism: Brassica rapa (field mustard)
Lineage: Eukaryota; Viridiplantae; Streptophyta; Magnoliopsida; Brassicales; Brassicaceae
Product: pre-mRNA-splicing factor SLU7-A
Biological process (GO): mRNA splicing, via spliceosome
Cellular component (GO): spliceosomal complex
Molecular function (GO): pre-mRNA 3'-splice site binding
Source: RefSeq, a predicted model, not a curated record
ACUUCAUAAAACGGUGCCGUUUAGUUACCGCCUUAUUGGAGCAAUUAUAAAAGCGGUCCCUGGAUUUUUUUUUUUUUUUUUUUGUCUUCUUCCUUGUGGCCUGAGAGAAGUCGAAGCUUAGCGAUUGUACAACCAUGGCGACGGCUUCAGCUGCUUUCAAGUCUAGGGAAGACCAUAGGAAGCAAAUUGAAUUAGAGGAAGCUCGUAAAGCCGGGCUUGCACCAGCUGAGCUAGAUGAGGAUGGUAAAGAAAUCAAUCCUCACAUUCCUCAGUAUAUGUCAUCUGCUCCUUGGUAUCUCAACGCUGAAAAGCCCAGUCUUAAGCAUCAAAGGAACUGGAAGAGUGAUCCCAAUUACACUAAGUCGUGGUAUGACAGAGGUGCUAAGAUCUUCCAAGCCGAAAAAUACCGCAAGGGAGCUUGUCAGAAUUGUGGUGCAAUGACGCAUACUGCAAAGGCGUGUAUGGAUAGACCUCGCAAGAUUGGAGCAAAGUACACGAACAAGAACAUUGCACCUGAUGAGAAAAUCGAGAGCUUUGAGCUCGACUAUGAUGGCAAGAGGGACCGAUGGAAUGGGUACGAUCCUUCAACCUAUCAUCGUGUGGUAGACCUUUAUGAAGCAAAAGAGGAUGCGCGAAAGAAGUAUCUCAAGGAGCAGCAGAUUAAGAAACUAGAGGAGAAGAACAAUAACCAGGAAGGUGAUGAUGCAGCAACCAGUGAUGGGGACGAAGAAGAUGAUGAUGACUUGAAGGUCGAUGAAGCUAAGGUUGAUGAGAGCAGGCAGAUGGACUUUGCAAAGGUUGAAAAACGUGUUCGAACUACUGGUGGUGGUAGCACAGGAACUGUUAGGAAUCUGCGUAUCAGAGAAGACACAGCGAAAUACCUGUUGAACCUUGAUAUCAAUUCGGCUCAUUAUGACCCUAAAACACGAUCCAUGCGUGAAGACCCACUUCCAGAUGCAGAUCCGAAUGAUAAAUUUUAUUUGGGAGAUAAUCAGUAUAGAAACAGUGGACAAGCUCUAGAGUUCAAACAGAUGAACAUCCACUCAUGGGAAGCAUUUGACAAGGGACAGGACAUGCAUAUGCAAGCGGCUCCAUCCCAAGCUGAGUUGCUAUACAAGAACUUCAAGGUCGCGAAGGACAAACUGAAGACUCAGACAAAGGACACAAUCAUGGAGAAGUAUGGGAAUGCUUCUACAGAAGAUGAAAUUCCAAUGGAGCUUUUGCUUGGGCAGAGUGAAAGACAAGUUGAGUAUGACCGAGCAGGGAGGAUUAUAAAGGGACAGGAGGUUAUACUGCCAAAGAGCAAAUACGAAGAAGAUGUUCUUGCUAACAAUCACACAAGCGUUUGGGGCUCAUGGUGGAAAGACCAUCAAUGGGGAUAUAGAUGUUGCCAGCAGACAAUUCGCAAUAGUUACUGCACAGGCUCUGCUGGUAUUGAGGCCGCGGAGGCAUCCCUUGAUCUGAUGAAGGCUAACAUUGCUCGCAAAGAAGCCUGUGAAGAGAGCCCAAAGAAGGUUGAAGAGAAGAGAAUGGCCGCAUGGGGAUCUGAUGUUCCUGAAGAUUUGGAGUUGAACGAGGAGGCACUUGCUAAUGCUCUUAAAAAGGAGGAUGAGCGUAAGAGGGAAGAAAAAGAUGAGAGGAAACGCAAAUACAAUGUCAAAUACACCAACGAUGUGACUCCGGAAGAGAUGGAAGCUUAUAGAAUGAAGAGAGUUCACCACGAAGACCCAAUGAAAGAUUUCCUCUGAGAAAAAUAGUCUCUCUAUUUUCUUCCUUUUACCAUUUCAGUCUGAAGAAACCUUGUGCGUUUUAUGUAAUGACGUCAUCGUUAACUAGCAACAUCUUGUAGUAAGCAAUAACAUGCGAUCACUAGACAUGGACCAUAUGACUCUUUGUUGGUUUGUGGUAUUACUUGCUUAUAGAUUAGCAGUCAUGUUGCUCAUAAAAGAUAGAGAAAUGAACUUUCUUCUUUUUUGAGCAA